UACAGAAACCAAAGUACAUCAGCCGACCACAAAGUGUUGUGCAUUCUACACUAUUUCAGCCGCAUUUUGUCCGACGUUCCCCCCAAUGGUAUAGUGACAUUUUCUCGCCGCUGCCUUAAUCAGCCGCCUGAUUUUGUGUCAAGUGACGCUAAGUUUAGGUCUAUUGCCUUCGGAGUGAGCUCUACCUGUCUCAUUGAAGACGCUGACCCCGAGACCCUUCAGGUUAAUUUUGCUAAUCGUUUUCUUGGUGGUGGAGUUCUUCGUGGGGGUUGCGUUCAGGAAGAGAUACUCUGCUGCAUUCGUCCUGAGAUCCUCGCUGGGCUACUUUUUAUUGAAGCCAUGGAUAACCAUGAAGCCCUUAUCAUUGAAGGAGCGGAAAGAUUUUCCCGUUACACGGGUUAUGGAAAGACGUUCAAAUGGGCUGGCGACUUCAAUGAGGCCGCUGAUGCAAAAAAUACACGGUGCUUCCCCUUGAAGUUACCUCGUGUUUCUUCUUUUCCUGUGAAUGCUAAAUUUCCUGUGUUCAUAGCCUUCACAAUGUCUGAUAGGAAUGAAGACGGUCGGUGGCUUGGUGCCAUAACUGCGAUUGAUGCACUCCAUUUUGCCAGACGUGCUCCUCAGUUCGAAGGUGAAUACAUUCGACGCGAACUAGAUAAGGCCUACUGUGGUUUCACCAACCUCCUCUCUCCCCAUCGAGGUCUUCCCAAUGUUGUCGUGAGUGGCCAUUGGGGCUGCGGUGUCUAUAAUGGCGACAGGGAGCUCAAAUGUCUGAUCCAAAUGAUGGCUUGUGCUCAGGCUGGGAAAUCGCUCGCGUAUUGCACGUUUUCUGAUGAUGACUUUGCUAAGAAGGCUCUUCAAGUCUUUCAGGUUCUUUGCUCCAGCUCAUGCACAGUUGGUAAGCCUCAUUUUCACACCCUUAAGCCGAUUGAGGUUUUGGAAUUCUUAUUUAAUGGUUGCACCCACUGCAACUAUCUGAACAAGUUUCUGGCCUUGCUUUACCCGUUUUUCUCCCUUAGAUUAAUGGCUCUUGUUGUGCGACCUAUACCAAAUUUCAUGCUGGUUUCCCAUACCUCUCGCUCUAUUCUCCGACACGUUUCUGUGAAGUCGUGGCCAACCCUCGAUAAUCCAUGGAGAGAAAGGCUUACUGUUAGUGAGCAGGCUACUUUUCCGCCGAACUAUGUGAUUUCAAGGGAGGAAUUUAGAUUCGUCGAAUUGUUGAAACCCAUGGAUACAAUUCCACCACCCCCCGCUAUCGAUUUAACACCGAGUGGUUGGAGGCCUCCCCGUCCUGAGGUCAGCUCGAAGAAACCUUAUACAGUGACUCGCUCGCGCAACCACAUGCUUCCCGUCUACUUGGAGAUUAAGGAGAGGAAGAGAAGAGAACAAACCCAUGGGAAGAGAAUGCUUACCGUUGUAACUAGAGUUGGGGGCGAUAUAUCGGCGCUGGCCGCAGAACUGGAAGCUCUUUUGAAGGACAAAUGCGAGGCGGGGCGGUUCCUCUGCCAGGUGGAUGAGGUCACCCAAAAAAUAAAGAUCGAUGGAGUCUUUUUAGACGAAGUUGCGGCCUUCCUUAUUGAAAAUGGGUUUUAA
Hydatigera taeniaeformis is the source of this 1590-nucleotide messenger RNA. Lineage: Eukaryota; Metazoa; Platyhelminthes; Cestoda; Cyclophyllidea; Taeniidae. The record is from the annotation of a GenBank genome assembly.